This is a messenger RNA of Staurois parvus, 1431 nucleotides long. Lineage: Eukaryota; Metazoa; Chordata; Amphibia; Anura; Ranidae. The record is from the annotation of a GenBank genome assembly.
AUGUCCUUCCACAAGCUGCCUGCUGAUUUUCGCCAAAGGAUUCAUGACUAUUAUGAGCAUCGAUACCAAGGGAAGAUGUUUGAUGAAGACAGUAUUCUGGAGGAGCUGAAUGAGCCUUUGCGAGAGGAAAUAGUGAACUUCAACUGCCGCAAGCUGGUAGCAUCAAUGCCACUGUUUGCCAAUGCUGAUCCUUGCUUCGUUACGGCAAUGCUGACCAAACUAAAAUUUGAGGUAUUCCAGCCUACGGAUUAUAUAAUUCGGGAAGGAACUAUCGGCAAGAAGAUGUACUUUAUUCAGCAUGGUGUGGUGAGCGUACUUACAAAGGGCAACAAGGAGGUGAAACUCUCAGAUGGCUCUUACUUUGGAGAGAUCUGCCUGCUGACACGGGGGCGACGGACUGCCAGUGUCCGCGCUGACACAUACUGUCGUCUCUACUCCCUCUCUGUGGAUCAUUUCAAUGAGGUGUUGGAGGAAUACCCAAUGAUGCGGCGUGCAUUUGAGACAGUUGCCAUAGACAGAUUGGAUAGAAUAGGGAAGAAGAAUUCUAUCCUCAUGCACAAGGUUCAGCAUGACUUGAACUCAGGUGUCUUCAACAACCAGGAGAAUGAAAUAAUACAAGAGAUUGUCAAGUACGAUCGGGAGAUGGUGCAGCAAGCUGAGCUCCAUCAACACCAACUAAGUGGUGGGAUGUAUGCGACUUGCAAUCCUCCCUCUCCUCAACCCCAAGUAACAUCUGCUAUAGCAACUCUGCAGCAAGCUGUGGCCAUGAGCUUUUGCCCCCCAAUGGCCAGCCCAUUAGUGGGUUCCCCACGUAUUAUGAGGCGACUCCAAUAUGCCCAAGGAGGGCCUGGAGCUUUUUCUAUGUCCCCAGCUCUUUUCCAGCCAUCCCUGCAGCUCUUGCAGCAUCACCCACCCCCCCAGCAGGGCCCACGUCGGCCAUCGACUGCUGUGCCUAGUCCCCCUAACCAAUCACCACGAGUGUCUCAGAACUUUGCCUACCCGGCCAGGCAUCGAGCAGGCUCACAACUUUCUCUUACCCAAUCUGGGGGUUCUGCUUCCCCACAGCGGCUGUCUGUUCACAAGAGCACUCAUUCUCUGCACUCUGGCACACUUACGCGUGAGUCUCGUCCCCUUUCCGCCUCACAGCCCUCACUGCCUCACGGGGCAUCACAGCUCCGCAGUCCACCAGCUCCUCCUGCUACAACUGGCAGCUUAACGUCUCCGGUGGCCAAAGGAGGUUUGGGACCACAGGCUGGUUCAAGAGUACCUGCCCCUGCAAGACUUGCCCUCUCCCAUCAGUUGUCCUCUUCUGGUACAGUUGGUGGUGUCUCGGACUCUGCAGUGGGAACAUCAUUAGGAGGCAGAAAGGAUUCUGUUGUUAGUGCCCCAGAUACUGAUCCUGUCAGGGGACGGCUGUCUGCAAACUUGUGA